Messenger RNA from Durusdinium trenchii, 5401 nucleotides. Lineage: Eukaryota; Dinophyceae; Suessiales; Symbiodiniaceae. The record is from the annotation of a GenBank genome assembly.
CGCUUGGUGGGAGCGGUCUGCAGCUUUGUCCGUGCAGAGGGGUUUAGGCGGGUUAGUCGCAAAAUCUAUCCGCACAUUUAAGUCCGUGUCAUAUUGAUAUCCAUGAUGGUCAAAUCGUUUCAGCGCGGUCUCUGCAAAUGUCUCCAAUGCCUUCCGAUCUGGAUAUGUUCAUCGCAACGGGCCAAUCCAGGAUGAACCUUGAGUAGCCUCCCGUAGCUAAGUGGCGCUGGAGCUCUUCCCUUUGUGUCGGCUCAUCGCAUGGGCGCUUGCCACAUGUAAUUUUGAACCAUUUGUGCUGGCGUGUGUGCAAAUUGUGCUUCCGAGCUUGCACUUCUAUGCAGCCCAAGUGGCCCUAACUGUCCUAACUGAUGACACUGCGCUAUAAACUACGAUGUGAUGUCUUGCUGGAAGGGCCACACCCACCCGACUUAGUGCCUUCCUUGGUCUUGAUUGAGAUUGAGAAAUCAGUUGCAAAAUUGAAGGCUUCCUGGCUCUUCAAAAGGCCUUAUAAGUGCUUGCUGAAGACAUUUCUUCCGUGACAAGACACCUCAAUUAUCAAAAAGAUGCCGCGUCAAUGGUUGCCUAAGGCAGGGGCCGCUUUGUGGGAGCGGUUUGCAGCUCUGCCCAUGCAGAGGGGUAUAGGCGGGUUAGUCACAAAAGCUCCGCACAUUUAACUCCGUGUCAUAUUGAUUUCCAUGAUGGUCAAAUCGUUUCAGCGCCGGCCUCUCCAAAUGUCUCCAAUGCCUCCCGAUCUGGAUGUGUUCAUCACAACGGGCCAAUCCAGGGUGAACCUUGAUUAGCCUCCCGUAGCUAAGUGGCGCUGGAGCUCUUCCCUUUGUGUCGGCUCAUCGCAUGGGCGCUUGCCACAUGUAAUUUUGAGCCAUUUGUGCUGGCGUUUGUGCAAAUUGCGCUUCCGAUGCGCUUUUGGGGCUAUACGAUGUGGCGUCCCCGGGAAAUUGGGCCACGAAGUGCAUGUCUCACGAGCUUUAAUCUUUUCUGACCUCAGUCACAUGGCCUCGACGUUAGACUCAAAUCGCUGUACUAUUUUUGGUCCAGCUGGGGUGGACAGAUGCCUUGACCCAUUGCGCCACGUGCUUCUCCAAUCAAGGCCAUGUUUGGGCACGGACCAAAGACUGCAUUCCGAAAACGGGGCCAGGUCUUUCAGUCACUUGUCGUCCGAACUGACACGGGUCCCGAAAUCGAAAUGUCGCGGAGGACUCCAUGCUCUCGAGCUGCGCGCUGAACGCUUUUGCCCUUGGAGUUCCGAUUGGUUUGUAGCCGUGCGAUUCCACUCCUUGAUCAGCUCGGACGGUGUGUACUCACCACCGUUCUUCACCAAGUUCAACUUGCCAAGCCCAAGCACAGCGUUGCUUUGCUUGGUGAUGUUUUUCGCUGCGCACUCUUUUGCAUUUUUCUAAGCCAAGGGUCCCAUGAAUGGCCCCUUUUGCUUUGAAACUUCAUUAAAAGCAAAACACUUUUCCAUCUUCAAAAAUUCCAAGACACAAAGGGCCACUGAUGCAGUAUCAGUCGGGCAAUCACCUCGACGAACAUGAGCUGCACAAAGACUUUUCUGGAGCGCUGGGCACAAGCGUGCACGGUCCCAUUUGUACCGUGUCUCAUCUCCGAUGUGGGUAAGUACCUGACAAGGCAGAUGUUGAAGAAAGUCUUCAAUUCAGACAUACUCAGACCGUGCCAGAAGUUAGACUACGCUGAGCUAAUGAAGACUUCUACCCACCAUGAAAUCUGGCUUUCGCAUUGGUUCCCACCUCUAUCAGUCUUCAAAAGGUACUUAGCUAUAUGCCUGUAGUUUUAUGCCUCUUUUGAAGUUUGCCUCGUUUGGGAAAAAGUGCUCGUUUUGAGAAUGCAAAAAGAAACUUUGCCUCGAUUAGCAUCGUUUAGCUAGCACACCACAUCAACUCUCGCCCUCACCCAGUCCACAUCCGCCUGCCUCAGCGCACACACACUUUUUCUCGGAAAGGGAGCUCACUUCUUUGCUCAGUCACGAUCUUCCUGCGGCGAGCAAAAGCACGGGCUCUCAGCGGGGUAUCCGCCAUGCUUUUGCCUUUGCCUCGGCUGGUGCAUGCGACACUGAGGAAGCAUUGCUGGAUUUCAUUGACCUUGGGUUCAGGGGCACGAGUGAUUUGCUGCCGCCUCGGUUCAGGCGCCACCUCUGGUGGCCAUAUGGACCUUGGUGGCACGCGCAGCCUACAGCACAGCCUACAGGAGAAAGCAGAGGGAAAAAAGAGUGCGGCCCAGAACCCAAAGCCCAAUGGCUUGAACGAAAAUGGCCACCAAUUUGUUGCACCGCAGGACGCGCAGCGGCAGUGCCACAUGCGCCUGCCUCGAAGAUUCAGGCAGCAUACGCGAGGAAGACUAGCGGUUGUCUGUUCCACCCUCAUGACUGGGAGAUUGCAGAACCACUUGCUAAUGUUUUUUUACAUUAGGAUUUCGCCAAAACUUUGGCAGCGGUUGGUGUGCUGUUCAAGCUCCAACAGCUGUCAUUUCUUGACAGCGCAAGCGGUCAUUCACAGGCAGCCAAAGUAGUCUCCUUGUUCAACCAAUAUGACAUGGCUCUUUUUGGCGUCUUAACCCCAUGCAGCACUAGCUCUCGACUCAUCGUCUUCGCGAGUUUCGUUGCAGGGUUUCUCAGAAUCAACCAAACGAGCCGGGCUGUUGGCACGGCGGUCCGAGCCGUUUCACCCCCGUUGCAACCCACAACCGGUCCGGUUGACUUGGGCCAGCGAUAAGGAAGACAACAGACCGGGAUGGCGGGAUGGCCGUCUGCUGACCCAGGCCCCCUGGCCAUGAGCAAUUGCAUCAAUAUUUAGGUGUUCUUUUUUGGCUGUGAAGCCACCCUAAGAAUCAACAACCCUCAAAGGUGAAGGUUUGGUUCGGGUCCAAACCCUGCGUUCUGCAGGGUCCAAACCCUCCAUAGGAGGGUCCAAUGAUUCUUAGGGAAGAAACAUUUGCGCCAACCAGGGGUGAGUACCGUCGUACCCUGAAAAAGACCCCAGUCAGUCGUCCGGAUCUAAUCCGGGUGAGCCCUUAGGCAUGGCCCAAGGCCUUGCCAGUGCAAUUGACCAAAGAAAAGAACACCCCUCGAAUGUGGCUUUCGCGUGGGUGACGCGCCUCAUGGCCUUGCCGAGUAUUUAGGACUUCUUAGUCGAUGCUGAGUUUAUCGGGGUACCGUCGAAAGCGACGUGGGAACCGUGCCAUUCCGCUCGAAGAAGACACCGCCAGAGCUGGUCGAUCGCUGAUCGCGCGCUCUCGUGCGCAAAAGGCCAAUCGAGCAGUGGCCAAAACUUCCCAAGUAACAAUUUGAAGUGAGAGUUAUUUUUUAUGCCUUCGCGAAAGCAAAACAUGCAGUCGCGAAAGAUCCGCGAAAGGUUGUGCGAAUUCUUCAUUGGCGAAAGCUUGCGAAAGCUCCGGAAAGUUGGCAAACACUUGCGAAAUCAGUUCCGUCCGUGAAAGCUUGCGAAAGUGUUUUUGCACAGAAUGCAGCGCGCAAAAGCCAAAACGCAAGCCGCGAAAGUGUUGCGAAAGGAACUUGUGAAAGAAGAUCUCAUUAGAACAAAUUCUCGAUAGGUUUUGAGCAAUGCUCAAUUUAGCUCUCCGACUCACCAGGGUGGAAGGGUAAACAUGGACCUCUGGAUGACUAUUCUCCUUUCCCAACAGGGUGGUGUCCACUUCCAUGUAAUGUCUUCUUCGGAGUGUAUAGAUAUCCACGGAAGUACUGAAAAAAGCGGUGAAGAAAGGAACGUUCGAUUCGCCUUGGCUGCAGACUUCACUCCUCAAACUUCUCAACUCAGUCAGGCCAGUAACACAGUCGCGCAGUGGCUCACAGUGGCUCACAGACUUAUAGCCAGAGAUCCAACACUAGUCCGGUGUAAACCCACCACCAAACACUUUUGUUGUAGGCUGCUCGGUGAAAAACACUUGUCGGGGCAUGUUUCCGACCCUGGAGCAUGCACUUGUUUGUAUUAAGUUUGUACCCCAAGUUACUCCAAUUGAUCAACUGCUACUGCGGCAUCUUACGCUAUGAUGCGACUGAUACGAGUCAACUUGUCCAAGCAGUGCACGAGUGCACGGCCUUCGUUUGACCCGACCUGUCAAUUGGUGAAGAGCAUGUUGUGGCGUAAAAAACUGUACAAGUGAGUGGAUAAUGGCUACAUCGAGUAACCAUUUGUUUUCAUCUACAAAAGACGUUUCUUUCGACUCUGCCUAGACCAUGAACCAAGAGUCCGCCUUAUUUUUGAUGAGAGGCAUUGUUCGCUGAACCAUGUGGUGAAAGUCUGUUGAAGAGACCACCAAGCACGACCAAACCAUUCAAACCAUGUCGAAUUUCCAAAGCAGUGUGAUCACCGUGGCUCAGAGAUAUUGGACAUGAUUUGCGCUGAGAGAGGAAUUACGUGCUGCAGCAAGCGUCCGCAGUAUGUGGCCAUGGCCACUACAUCGCCUUCUUGCGAAAGAAUGGGCGAUGAGGCUUGGGAGGAUGCGCCAGUUUUUACCGCGCUUGCGUGCAGUGUUCCUGUGGUUUCUGGGGAUGUUUACGAUUGUAACGCCAGAGGAAUGAGAAUAGGUUCCCAUAGUCCUUCUGUAAGACUUCCCGACUCGUGAAAAGCAGCCCUUUGGAUACAUGGCAGCUUGCUAAUCUCCCCCUUGGAUGGUAGAUAUCAUCCUAAAAUAUCAUGAAACAUAUAUGUGUCUUUUUAAUGCUUUGUAACUCGUGCAGAGAAGUUCCCGGGUAUUCGGUGGCGGUUCCUCCUCUUCGUCUCGUUCGCCCAAACUGGCCCCCACCGCGGCCGUACUCAGCCGUGUGUGCGGCCCCGUGUCCUUGGGACCAGAGGUUGAAGAGCCCAGGUCCGACUAUCCCAUACGUCCUCCAGGUUUUCCGGCUCCGGACCGUUCAGGUCACGGGUCACCCCGUGCUGGAGCGACCCCAAACCGCCUAAACCGGCGGAGCGACUCAAAACCGAACGCUUUCGGACUCGUGGCCGGCUCGGACCGGCUCGUGAAGUGAACGACACGACCCUGGUGAAAGACAUGCCUGGAGUCGAAUGACUUCGUGAGUACCGAAUUCGAGUCUAUGGGGCGUCAGGUUCCAUGAACUCUAGAGUCCCGACAGCCGUAAUCGCUCCCGGUCAACCACUCAACGCCUGCGUGGUGUAAAACCACGGGGGGGAACAGGAAUUCCUCCGUUCGACAUGGCCUUUCAGCGGAGACCGCGGAGGAAGUAGAGCUGAGACAUGGUUUGACAGAUGCAGAGAAACUGUCCAACCGUUGACAUCAUAUUGUAUUGCCAGCCCCAGGUGCUUUGUCACUGGAAACUGUACGUAUAGCGUGCAGCGGAGAAAACAGGGCUGUUCCGAGUUUGUGGGACGGGUUUCUCUGAACGUUGGAG